Molecule: messenger RNA, 747 nt
Organism: Zeugodacus cucurbitae (melon fly)
Lineage: Eukaryota; Metazoa; Arthropoda; Insecta; Diptera; Tephritidae
Product: heterogeneous nuclear ribonucleoprotein A1
Exons: 1
Coding region: 130-603 (157 amino acids)
Biological process (GO): RNA 5'-cap (guanine-N7)-methylation
Molecular function (GO): RNA binding
Source: RefSeq, a predicted model, not a curated record
UUCCCUUGCCAUGCAUUCGUAAUUAGUCUUCGUAAAUCCGCAUUUGUGUUAGGUUAAAUAUUUUGUUAAUAUUUUCAAUAAUCGCGUAAAUUUAAAUCUAAAUUAUAAAUAAACAAAAAAUAAUUUAAUAUGGUAGAUCCAAAUCGUAAAAUCAAUCGUCUAACAGAUAGGGAUAUUCAGUUUUUGGAUGAAUGUCAAGAUGAAUUUGCAAAUCGUUUUACUGAUGAAGAUGAAGAAUUUGCGAAUCACUGCUCUAAACCACUGGCAGAUCCGCCUAUAGUUGAAAAUUGGGGAUUUUCAGGCGCGGGCAAUAAUCAUCGCGGCGGUGGACAACGCAAUAACUAUGGAGGUGGCAAUCUGUUUAAUCGUGGUGGGUGGAAUAAUCGUGGUCGAGAUCGUGGUGACCGUGGUUAUCGAGGAGGUGGUGGCCGUGGAAAUCGUGGUGGUGGUGGACAUAAUUACCAAAGACAUAACAAUAAACCCUAUGAUAGAAAUUUUCGCGGCGACAGUGAACGCGGGCGUAGUGAACGUGAAGAACGUCCUCACCAACCAAUGAAUAUACGACGAGACUAUGGGAACUUUGUGCCUGCGUCUAAAGAUUAGUUGUUAAAGAAAUAUUUAUAUGGUGUUAGAUUAGAUUUAUUCAAAGCUAUUUCUUUCAAAAUGAUGACACGUUUUUAAUUUUUUUUAGUCUUAUUAUGAUCAAAUAAAUAAUUGCAUGAUUAUCUUAUAAUGUUUCCUCAGAAA